AUGGACAGACAAGUGACAUAUGCUGAUUUAAACUUAUCCAGGGGUACUUGCCUGGAAAGUUCAUCACCCCCAUCUCUUCCUCAGGACAUCUGUCAAGGUCCACCUUGGCAUCAGUUGGCUCUGAAACUUGGUUGUACUGGGGUUAUUCUUCUUACCUUGACUGUGAUUGGGUUGAGUAUUUCAGUAAUAUUCUUAAGACAAAACUUGUCAAUAGAAGAAAGCGGUGUGGAUGUUCACGAGAACAGGAAUGAAACAACAGAGAAACCAGAUCUGUUAAAGUGCCCAAAAGAUUGGCGUCUACUCCGAGAAAAAUGCUUGUUUUUUUCUCUCGCUUCCAACACUUGGAACUACAGUCUAGCUGACUGUUCCACAAAAGAAUCCAGUUUGCUGCUUUUUCAAGAUCCAGAAGAACUGAGACACGUACAAAGCCUGAUACCUAAAAAAGAAUUUCUGUUUUGGAUUGGAUUAAAUUUAACAUUAUCAGAGAAGAAAUGGAAGUGGAUAAAUGGGUCAUUUUUAAAUCCAAACGUAUUACGUAUUGUUGGUUAUACUAAGAAAAACAGCUGUGUUUACGUCUCACCGACAGGAAUUUUUUCUGAGGACUGUGACACAGACAAUAAAUGGAUCUGUCAGAAAGAACUACAACCUGUCAGAAAUAAGGCGUGUUCGGGCUCUUGA
This is a messenger RNA of Puma concolor (puma), 678 nucleotides long. It is a transcript of the gene KLRB1, whose product is annotated as killer cell lectin like receptor B1. The record is from RefSeq and is a predicted model, not a curated record. Gene Ontology annotation, biological process: regulation of natural killer cell mediated cytotoxicity. Gene Ontology annotation, cellular component: plasma membrane; cell surface. Gene Ontology annotation, molecular function: signaling receptor activity. Lineage: Eukaryota; Metazoa; Chordata; Mammalia; Carnivora; Felidae.